This is a messenger RNA of Anopheles nili, 951 nucleotides long. RefSeq names its product methionine aminopeptidase 1D, mitochondrial. NCBI's taxonomy places the organism in Eukaryota, Metazoa, Arthropoda, Insecta, Diptera, Culicidae. Bases 1 to 951 code for a protein of 316 amino acids. The record is from RefSeq and is a predicted model, not a curated record. The transcript has 4 exons. Gene Ontology annotation, molecular function: metalloaminopeptidase activity. Gene Ontology annotation, biological process: proteolysis.
AUGAGGGCACAGUUCCCACUGGUCGCUAGUUCAUUGUUAAUCGUGGAAGCACAUGCGGAGAAUGCUGAAAAAGAACUUUUCGACCUUGGAAAAUGUAAUGUUAUUACCGAACUAGGACAUGUGUCUUCGGAGAGACAUGUGCCAGACCACAUUGUCAAACCUCCUUACUUUUUCGUCCGUAAUUCACCAAGCGCCGGUGAAGGAGAACCUGAGAUUAAAUCCCUCAAACAGAUAAAUGGUAUGAAAGAGAGCUGUGUUCUUGCAGCGUCAAUUUUGAAUCGGGCUUGUUCCUUUGCAAAGGUUGGUGUUACAACCGACGAAAUCGAUGGCUUCGUUCACGAGGAAACCAUAAAGGCGAAUGCCUAUCCCUCUCCUCUUCGAUACUUGGGUUUUCCGAAAUCCGUUUGUACCUCCGUGAACAAUGUCGCAUGCCAUGGGAUUCCAGACGAUCGAAAAUUGCACGAUGGAGACAUCGUCAACAUAGACGUAACGGUGUUUUUCAACGGAUAUCAUGGAGACUGCUCCAAGACCGUACUCGUAGGAAACGUGGAUGAUCGAGGAAGAUAUUUGGUAGAGAGUACUGAAGAAUGUCUUGCCGAAGCGAUCCUUUGUUGCGGUCCUGGACAACCAAUAUGUGUAAUCGGGAAAGCGAUUGAAAAAUUUGCCAAACGUAAAAGACUUACUGUGAUGCCUGCUUUCGCUGGCCAUGGAAUCGGGAGCUAUUUUCAUGGGCCGCCUAAUAUACUUCAUUUUGAUAAUGAUUAUCCUGGUGUGAUGAUUCCGGGCAUGACCUUUACCAUAGAGCCGGUGCUAACGUUAGGUUCAGCUGAGGCGGAAAUCCUUGAAGAUGCUUGGACGGCUGUAUCAGUAGAUAACGCCCGUAGCGCUCAGUGUGAGCAUACUAUUUUGAUAACGAGUGAGGGUUGUGAGGUGCUUACGUUGACUAAUUAA